Molecule: messenger RNA, 2311 nt
Organism: Myotis davidii
Lineage: Eukaryota; Metazoa; Chordata; Mammalia; Chiroptera; Vespertilionidae
Gene: DDHD2
Product: DDHD domain containing 2
Cellular component (GO): COPII-coated ER to Golgi transport vesicle
Molecular function (GO): triacylglycerol lipase activity; protein binding; metal ion binding
Source: RefSeq, a predicted model, not a curated record
AGAAAUGUCAUCAGUGGAAUCACACCAGAAACAGUUGAUGUCAGAUCCAUCCCCAUCACCAAACUCAUGUAGUUCCUUUGAGCUAAUAGACAUGGAUGCCGGCGGUUUGUAUGAACCAGUUUCUCCUCACUGGUUUUAUUGUAAAGUAAUAGAUUCUAAGGAGACAUGGAUUCCUUUCAACUCGGAGGAUUCACAGCAGCUGGAAGAAGCAUAUAGCUCUGGAAAAGACUGUAAUGAGAAAGUUGUCCCCACUGAUGGGGGCCGGUAUGACGUUCAUUUGGGGGAGAGGAUGCGGUAUGCUGUGUAUUGGGAUGAGCAAGCAUCAGAAGUGAGACGAUGUACCUGGUUUUACAAGGGAGACAAAGAUAAUAAGUAUAUUCCCUAUUCAGAGAGCUUCAGCCAAAUAUUAGAGGAAACUUACAUGCUUGCUGUAACUCAGGAUGACUGGAAAAAGAAACUGGAGUCUCCCAACAGAGAAAUUAUUGUAUUACACAAUCCAAAGCUUAUGGUGCAUUACCAGCCAGUUGCAGGGUCUGAUGAAUGGGGUUCCACACCCACUGAGCAGGGUCGACCAAGAACAGUGAAGAGAGGGGUUGAGAACAUCUCUGUUGACAUUCAUUGUGGGGAACCUUUACAAAUAGACCAUUUGGUUUUUGUAGUCCAUGGGAUUGGACCAGCUUGUGAUCUCCGCUUUCGAAGCAUUGUACAAUGUGUUAAUGAUUUUCGCAGUGUUUCCUUAAACCUGCUACAAACACAUUUUAAGAAAGCCCAAGAAAAUCAGCAGAUUGGGAGGAUAGAAUUUCUUCCAGUCAACUGGCACAGUCCUUUGCAUUCUACUGGUGUGGAUGUAGAUCUACAGCGAAUAACCCUGCCCAGCAUUAAUCGCCUAAGGCACUUCACCAAUGACACAAUUCUGGAUGUCUUCUUCUACAAUAGCCCCACCUACUGUCAGACUAUUGUGGACACAGUUGCUUCUGAAAUGAACCGAAUAUAUAUGCUUUUUCUGCAGAGAAACCCUGAUUUCAAAGGGGGUGUAUCCAUUGCUGGUCAUAGUUUAGGUUCGCUUAUAUUGUUUGAUAUCCUAACAAAUCAGAAAGAUUCUUUGGGGGAUAUUGACAGUAAAAAGGAUUCGCCAAAUAUGGAUCAAGGAGACACACCGACAAUAGAGGAAGAUCUGAAGAAACUUCAACUCUCUGAAUUCUUUAGUAUCUUUGAGAAGGAGAAAAUAGAUAAAAAAGCUCUGGCUUUAUGUACAGACAGAGAUCUUGAGGAAAUUGGAAUUCCCUUAGGACCAAGAAAGAAGAUACUAAAUCACUUUAGGACCAGAGAAAAUUCAAUGGGCAUUAAUACAUCAACUCCACAAUCAGCUUCAGGGUUGAAUAUGUCUAAUAUCCCCAAAGAAUCUGAGUUCUGCAAUAGUGCUGAUGGUACUGGAAAUGACUAUCUGGAUGUUGGCAUUGGGCAGGUAUCCGUAAAAUACCCUCGACUCAUCUAUAAACCAGAAAUAUUCUUUGCCUUUGGAUCUCCCAUUGGAAUGUUUCUUACCGUCCGAGGACUAAAAAGAAUAGAUCCCAACUACAAAUUUCCAACAUGCAAAGGUUUCUUCAAUAUUUAUCACCCUUUUGAUCCUGUGGCCUAUAGGAUUGAACCAAUGGUGGUCCCAGGAGUGGAAUUUGAGCCAAUGCUGAUCCCACAUCAUAAAGGCAGGAAGCGGAUGCACUUAGAACUGAGAGAGGGCUUGACCAGGAUGAGUAUGGACCUUAAGAACAACUUGCUAGGUUCACUGCGGAUGGCCUGGAAGUCUUUCACCAGAACUCCAGACCCUGUCUUACAAUCUUCUGAAACUACAGAAGAAACUGAAGCAGAACCUGUGUCAAGUUCAGAGAAGCCUAGCGAUGUUAACACAGAAGAGACCUCUGAGGCAGUUAAAGAAGAAGUCCCCCCCAUCAAUGUGGGAAUGCUGAAUGGAGGCCAACGCAUUGACUACGUGCUACAGGAGAAGCCCAUUGAGAGUUUCAAUGAGUAUUUAUUUGCUUUACAAAGCCAUCUAUGCUACUGGGAGUCUGAAGAUACAGUAUUGCUGGUCCUCAAAGAAAUCUAUCAAACCCAGGGUAUCUUCCUUGAUCAGCCUUUACAAUAAAAAUGAAUCUUCUAUGGCUGUCUAAUAUGGACAUUGAGGGGUCCUUCAACAGAAAAUCCACCUGUUUGUUGCUGGAGUUUUCCUCUCCUCAGCUGCGUCAUUUCUUGCAUGUUGCCUGUCGCUCACCAUUGGGGGCUUUGGAAGAUAAUCUUCCAUUUUGGAAGUGAGUGG